This is a messenger RNA of Fusarium odoratissimum NRRL 54006, 966 nucleotides long. RefSeq lists its product as uncharacterized. Gene Ontology annotation, molecular function: ATP binding; ATPase-coupled transmembrane transporter activity; ATP hydrolysis activity. The coding region runs from base 1 to 966 and encodes 321 amino acids. Gene Ontology annotation, cellular component: membrane. The transcript has a single exon. NCBI's taxonomy places the organism in Eukaryota, Fungi, Ascomycota, Sordariomycetes, Hypocreales, Nectriaceae. Gene Ontology annotation, biological process: transmembrane transport. The record is from RefSeq and is a predicted model, not a curated record.
AUGCACCUGAUCGGGUGCGCCGUGGGAGCCCUCGCCCAGUUUCUACAUGUGCUUGCCAUCAUGAUCACGUUCAUUGUGUACGCGGCUGUGAAUGGCAGUCUUGAUCCAGCGGUUGUAUCUUCGUCCUUGGCGAUGCUGUACGUGCUGCGCGUCCCGAGGAAUUGGUUGCCCGUAUCCUUGAGCCUUGCUGCCGACGCAUUCCAAUCGAUCAAGAGGAUCGAGGACUUCCUGCUUGCUGAAGAAGUACAAGUGCAGACAGUUCCAGACAUCACUCUUGCUCCAGCUGUCAAACUCAGCAAUGCAUCCUUCACGUGGGAGAGCCUACCAGCGAACGAGGAGGGUAAAUCACGAAAGGAUGAAGAGAAGAAGAAUCGCAUGUCGAGAGCUAUGAGAAGACAACGAGCGGGACAUGAAAAGAAGGGGAUCCAAACUUCGGGUACAGAAGUCCGCCCAGUCCAGGAUAGUGACGUGCCGUUCUCGCUGAACGCUAUCUCCUUGGUAUGCCAGAAAGGCGAGCUGGCCGGUAUCAUCGGAAGCGUUAGAUCCGGCAAGACGCCCCUUCUUAGUGCUCUUGCAGGAGAUAUAAGGCAGACUGGGGGCAUUUUGCAGUUUGCCGCUGACAGGGCGUACUGCGCCCAGUAUGCUUGGAUUCAAAAUGCCAGCGUGCGAGACAACAUCACGUUUGGAAAGCCAUUCAACCAGCAGUUUUAUUCCGAUGUGGUACACGCCUGCGCUCUGUUGCCGGACUUUGAACUCCUGCCACAUGGCGAUAUGACAGAGAUUGGUGAGAGAGGUGUAACCCUGUCGUGGGGGCAAAAGCAACGCAUUAACAUCGCCUGCGCGAUAUACUCUGACGCUGGCAUCGUACUACUCGACGAUCCGCUUUCAGCUGUUGAUGUGCACGUAGGUACACAUAUCUUUAACGAGGUUAUCUGCGGUUUGCUCAAGGACAAUGCCGGUCCCUAG